Messenger RNA from Talaromyces amestolkiae, 792 nucleotides. RefSeq lists its product as uncharacterized. Gene Ontology annotation, biological process: glyceraldehyde-3-phosphate biosynthetic process; glycolytic process; gluconeogenesis. The record is from RefSeq and is a predicted model, not a curated record. The transcript has a single exon. Gene Ontology annotation, molecular function: triose-phosphate isomerase activity. The coding region runs from base 1 to 792 and encodes 263 amino acids. Lineage: Eukaryota; Fungi; Ascomycota; Eurotiomycetes; Eurotiales; Trichocomaceae. Gene Ontology annotation, cellular component: cytosol.
AUGUACUUUACGCCCUCUCGCACCCUCCAGUAUCUGCGCGACCUCCUCGACCCGCAAAACGAAAUCGUACUAGCCAAAAACCGCUCAAAGCUACUCCUAGCCCUGAUCCCGGAUUUUCUGACCAUCUACCCGUGUGCUGAAAUUAUUCGGGAAUGGGAGUCGAAGUUACCUGCAACGGAGGACCAAAAGGGUGUGCCACCGCCGUUUCUGUUGGGUGGUCAGGACUCGUUUUGGGAGGAUUUGGGCGCGUAUACGGGUGAAGUUUCGCCGUUGGCGCUUCGGGAGAUUGGUGCCUCGCUUGUUGAAUUGGGGCAUGCGGAGCGUCGGGAUUUGUUUGGUGAGACAGAUCAAAUCACAGGUAAAAAAGCGGCUGCGGUAUCGAGACAGGGUCUGAUUCCGCUGGUGUGUAUUGGUGAAUUGAGUGCGCCGGGCCAAGUCGCCUCUGAAGCUGUCGGACUGGCAGUCAGGGAAUGCGAAACGCAGAUCCGUGCUGUGCUCAAAGCGUUGCCGGAUCAUGCGCCAGUCAUCUUUGCAUAUGAGCCUGUCUGGGCUAUCGGAAAGCCGCAGCCGGCGGGUGUUGACCAUGUUGCGGCUGUUGUCGCAGGAAUAAGAGCUGUGAUUGGAAAGAGGCAAGGCGACGUUAGAGUUUUGUAUGGUGGAAGUGCUGGACCGGGCCUGUGGAGUGCAGGCGGCUUGGGCAAGGCUGUUGAUGGGAUGUUUUUAGGGAGGUUUGCGCAUCAGGUCGAGGGUGUUAGGAAGGUUGUCAGAGAGGUUGAGGAGAAUUUGUCGUAG